AUGGCAUCGAACAAUCACAAUGAUAACCAGGGCCAAAUCCCGAAUACUGGCAAAGAACACACCAUCAUUCUUCCCUUCGCCCAGAAUGCUAAUUCUUCAAACGAUACCACUGGGUCAUUGGGUCUCAAUCGAGGAGACACAUCUCUGGAGAAGUCAUGGAAGCCGACUUUUAAUCGUCAACAUAGCUGGAGUAACGAGGACCGUAAGCACCAGCUGCAAGAACGACUGCACGGGUCGGAGAAGGGAAAAGAGAUGGGAUUCACAGAGGCGCAUAGUGGGGAUUAG
This is a messenger RNA of Penicillium verrucosum, 285 nucleotides long. RefSeq lists its product as uncharacterized. The transcript has a single exon. Bases 1 to 285 code for a protein of 94 amino acids. Lineage: Eukaryota; Fungi; Ascomycota; Eurotiomycetes; Eurotiales; Aspergillaceae. The record is from RefSeq and is a predicted model, not a curated record.